Ylistrum balloti is the source of this 864-nucleotide messenger RNA. RefSeq names its product signal recognition particle receptor FtsY-like. Lineage: Eukaryota; Metazoa; Mollusca; Bivalvia; Pectinida; Pectinidae. The transcript has a single exon. Gene Ontology annotation, biological process: SRP-dependent cotranslational protein targeting to membrane. The coding region runs from base 1 to 864 and encodes 287 amino acids. Gene Ontology annotation, molecular function: ATP hydrolysis activity; GTPase activity; signal recognition particle binding. The record is from RefSeq and is a predicted model, not a curated record. Gene Ontology annotation, cellular component: membrane.
AUGGGAUUAAUUUCAAACAUUAUUACAUUUGUAAAAGGAACAGAAAGCAAGAAAAACAUAGCAGAAGUUGAAGACAUGCUUCUAGGUAGUGGUCUUUCACCCUCUUUAGCAUUUAGCAUAAGCAAGGCGCUUCAGAGAAGCUUCAUUGGAGCAUCAAAAAGAGACGAUAUACUACGCACGGUACGAGAAACACUGCAACCAUUGGUGGUACCUUAUACAUUACAACCUUUGCAACCCGAUACUCUCCAUGUACUGUUUCUCUUAGGAGUAAAUGGUGUAGGGAAAACAAGCACAGUAGCAAAGAUAGCAUACAUGCUAGCGAAAAACAAAACAAUAACAAAACAAAGUAUGCUCUUCUGUGCCUCCGACACGUUUAGAACUGCAGCGGUUGAGCAACUAUCAGUACACGCCGAUGCUUUGGAUAUCGACAUAUAUAAGGGUACGCGGGGGCAGGACCCCUCCGCAGUAAUAUACGCUAGCCUAGAACAUGCAAAAAAAGAAAAAAAAACACUUGUCCUCAUCGAUAGUGCAGGAAGAAUGAAUACACGAAAAGAUCUUAUGCAACAAUUAGAAAAAAAUUACAGAAUUAUACAAAAGCAUGUGAAAGUGGAGGAAUUAGAAACAUUUGUUGUUGUAGAUGGAAACAGUGGACUUAACACAAUAAAUCAAGCAAAGGAUUUUAAUACACUCUUCCCAGUGCAUGCUAUGAUAUGUGCAAAAUACGACGGUGGAGGGUCUGGAGGGGCAAUACCUAAUAUCUACGAGGCAUGUAGUAUUCCCUGCGCAUUCUUAGGAACAGGCGAAGGCUAUCAGGAUCUUAUGGCUUUUGAGAGAGAGCGUUUUUUAGAUGAAUUUUUAUCGUAG